CCUGUCGCUGUCACCGCCAGGAGGAGGCCGACGCUGCUGCGCUCCUCGAGCCGCCGAGCAGGAAGGAGCCUUCGCCGCCGCCGAACUUUCCCUCAGGGCCCACCAUGCCCGGGGCAGCGGCCCGGGGACUCUGAGCGCCGCUCCCGCCUUCCCCUCGCAGCGCCGCGGCCGGCUAUUGCACUUAAGCAUGAAUAUUGAAGACAAACUUGGAGGAUUAUUUCUUAAAUGUGGUGGCAUAGACCAAAUGCAGUCAUCCAGGGCUAUGGUAGGGAUGGGUGCAGUAUCUGACCAGUCUUCAGUAUCUGGGGAACGGCAAGCAGCAGUGCAUCAAGACCGGACUAUGGCACAUCAAGAAAUUCUUACAACAGAUGAAGUGUUACAAGAAAGUGAGCUUCGACAGCAAGAGAUGAUUUCACAUGAUGAACUCAUGGUCCAUGAGGAGACGGUAAAAAAUGAUGAUGAGCUGGAGGCUCAAGAUAGACUUCCUCAAGGGCUACAGUAUGCAGUCAAUGUUCCUAUCAGUGUAAAGCAAGAAAUUACUUUUACUGAUGCAUCUGAACAACAGAAGAGAGACAAAAAACAAAUACGAGAGCCAGUAGAUUUGCAGAAAAAGAAGAAAAGAAAACAGCGUUCACCAGCAAAGAUCCUUACAAUAAAUGAGGAUGGAUCACUUGGUCUGAAAACCCCCAAAUCUCAUGUUUGUGAGCAUUGCAAUGCUGCCUUUAGAACCAACUACCAUUUACAGAGACAUGUCUUCAUUCAUACAGGUGAAAAACCAUUUCAGUGCAGUCAAUGCGACAUGCGUUUCAUACAGAAGUACCUGCUACAGAGACAUGAGAAGAUUCAUACUGGUGAAAAACCAUUUCGCUGUGAUGAAUGUGGUAUGAGGUUCAUACAGAAGUAUCAUAUGGAAAGGCACAAGAGAACUCAUAGUGGGGAGAAGCCUUACCAGUGUGAAUAUUGUUUGCAGUACUUUUCCAGGACUGACCGUGUGCUGAAACAUAAACGUAUGUGCCAUGAGAGCCGUGACAAGAAACCUAAUAGAAGUGCCACCAAAGUUGGCCUUUUGACAUCUGAGGAAGAUCCUGGCUUCUCUACACCGAUGAAAGACAGCUCCUUGCCAAAGAAGAAAAGGCAGAAAACAGAGAAAGUAAAGUCUGUGGACAAGGAAAUUGGAGAUAAAUCAGAACAGAAGAAGGAUAAAAAUGACUACUUGCCUUUGUACUCUGCCAGUGCUAAAGUAAAGGAUGAAUAUAUGGUGGCAGAAUAUGCUGUUGAGAUGCCACAUUCUUCUGUCAGUGGGUCACAUUUAGAAGAUGCAAAUUCUGGAGAAAUACACCCACCUAAACUGGUUCUCAAAAAAGUUACUAGUAAGAGAAGUCUAAAACAGCCACUUGAGCAAAGUCAGACCAUUUCACCUUUAUCUACAUAUGAAGAGAACAAGGUUUCAAAGUAUGCCUUUGAUCUUGUGGAUAAACAAGGUUUAUUGGACGCAGAUGGUAAUGCUGACAUUGACCAAGUUGAUACUUUACAGGAAGGACCCAGUAAACCUGUACACAGCAGCACUAAUUAUGAUGACGCAAUGCAGUUUUUAAAGAAAAAGAGGUAUCUGCAAGCGGCUAGUAAUAAUAGUAGAGAAUAUGCCCUGAAUGUAGGUACUAUAGCAUCUCAACCUUCAGUAACACAGGCAGCUGUAGCAAGUGUCAUCGAUGAAAGUACCACAGCAUCCAUAUUAGAUUCACAGGCACUGAAUGUGGAAAUUAAAAGUAACCAUGACAAAAAUGUCAUCCCAGAUGAGGUGCUUCAAACCCUACUAGAUCAUUAUUCCCACAAGGCUAAUGGACAACAUGAAAUAUCUUUCAAUGUGACAGAUACUGAGGUGACCUCCAGUAUAUCAAUCAAUUCUUCUGAAGUAUCUGAGGUCACCCAGUCUGAAACUGUUGGAACAAGCUCUCAAGCUUCCUCAUCAGAUAAAGCCAGUAUGUUACAAGAAUAUUCAAAGUUUCUACAGCAAGCGUUGGACAGAACUAGCCAAAAUGAUGCCUAUUUGAACAACCCAAGCCUUAAUUUUGUGACUGAUAACCAGACUCUUACAAACCAGCCAUCAUUCUCUUCCAUAGACAAACAGGUCUAUGCUUCUAUACCUGUCAAUAGCUUUCGAUCGGGAAUGAACUCUCCAUUAAGAACAACUCCAGACAAGUCUCAUUUUGGACUAAUGGUUGCUGAUUCCCAGCACUCUUUUCCCUUUUCAGGUGAUGAGGCAAAUCAUUCUUCCUCCUCCUCUACACAGGACUUCUUGGAUCAAGUGACUUCUCAGAAGAAAGCAGAGGCACAGCCUGUCCAUCAGGCUUAUCAAAUGAGCUCCUUUGAGCAGCCCUUCAGAGCUCAAUACCAUGGAGCAAGAGCUGGAAUAUCACCUCAGUUUAGCACUGCCAACGGACAGGUGAACCUGCGAGGGCCAGGGACAAGUGCUGAAUUCCCUGAAUUUCCCUUGGUGAAUGUAAAUGAUAAUAGAGCUGGGAUGACUUCUUCACCUGAUGCCACAACGGGCCAGACUUUUGGCUAAGAAAAUCUUUGUAAAUAAUAUUGGCACUUUAGAACAGAUCUGUCAAGAGUGGUGUUGCUCUGUAUAAGAUGGAGUGCUGUACAGCUUUUAAGAACGUUGUGUUAUAACAAAAGUAAGCUGAUAUAGCAAGAUCAAUAACUUCAUUUUUGGUUAGUCCACCAGUCAUUGAACUGCCUUACAUGUUGUCUCCCCUAUAAAAGGCAGUUUAUUACUCACUUGUUCGAGACCAGAAACUUGCUCUUUUACAUACACUUAAAUUUAAAACAAAACAAAAAACCCCAGGUAAGGUUUCCUCCCAUACUAGUUUCCUAUUUGGUUUCAUUGUACGUUCUUGGGAGAACAGUAAUUGUCAUAUUGUCAUUUUCUAAGCUUGUCAGUGUAGUCAUUGCUCUUCAGUAGGGAACCUAAAUAUAGUAAACAGAAUAAACUAAAAGUUUAAAUGUCAAGCGAUUAUGGCUAAACCACAUUGGUGUAUUCUAUAGAAAUACCCUUUCUUCCCUCUUUCUUAAAAUGAAGUAUAUGCCAUAUGCCCUUUAUUUUUGCUUUGCAUUACACUGAGCUGUGUUUUGGAGGAAAAAAGUAAUAAUAAAUUCUGAUAGACUAACUCCAUUAUUUAAAAGUCUAAUUAAUUUAAAAUACUUUAAAAACUUUUUUAGCAAAAUAUAUGUCUGCUAAUGCAUUUACUUCAGUCCUGAAGUGUGUUGCAUAUUUCUUUGUACAGUUGAACCUAGACAUAACUUUUUGAUUCUUUCACAUGCAGAUAUCAAGAUUUUGAAGUUUUAGUUAAAAUACUCUGUAGAUUACAUUCCCGAUUACAUAAAGCUUACACAAAUUGUGUAUUCCAAGAUUUUAAAGCUUAAUUGUACUUUACCCUGCAUAUUCACAGUGAUUAACAAAGAGCACUUAGAUUCUAUUUGAUAUUUUUUGAUUUCUCAAAGAAUAAAAACUAUUUUAGAUUUUUAGGUCUGAUAUGGCUGCAUCAUUAUCAUCUCAUACAACACUGAUUAAUAUUUUUAAUAUAAAAUGAGAUUGGAAUUUCUUAGCUUCUGUAAAAACUGGUUUAAUUUUCUCUAUCUAGAACUUUGACAAUUCAGAUAAUUAAACAUACUAAAGCAUCCCAAUAAGCUGAAGAAGUGGGCCUUCUAAUUGCAUAUCUUUUUAGCGAUUUCUUAAUGAACAAUGUUCAUUACAAUUUUACCAACCAAAACUGUUGACUAAUGCUAGUGAACAGAAUUUUUUUUCAGUAUAGAUGAAUGAUCAGAAGCUUUUGUUGCAUUUCACAGUAUAAAUAAACUGCAAACUUUAUCCCUGUACCAUGAAUAUGUUUUUUUAAUAGUACUUUGGCUUGAAGUAUACAGUAAGGUACGAUAAAUAGUUCUGUGUGCAUUUUUAAGGUGGUGAAAUUGGAAUAACAUAAAUGUGUUGUAUAGUUUAAGUUAACAAUUUUAAAUUUUUGAACUUUAUGUUCAUUCUUUUGCACCUUUCCCUAGAGGAUACACGGUCAGGUAGUUUAAGGCAGUUUAAACCUAAUAUUGUGGGUUGAUUAACCAUUAAGUGGGGAUACAGAUAAGGAUGCAUACAUCCCUUUACAGCACUGUCCUUGGCUGACAUCUCUCAAAUGAAACCAUCAGCUCGGAGAGGAGGUUGAGCCCCAUCGUACUGAAGAACACCCUCCCCUGCCAGCAGACUCGAGGAGUGGGAGAGUGCAACUUACCCAUUCCCAAAAUACUAACCACAUAUUAUUGUUUUGCAUCAUCGUAGCUGCAGUAACUCCGUUGGGCCCAUUUUAGGAAGAAAGUUCAUCUGGAAUCCAUAGACUGCACCUCAAGUGGCCAGGGAGAUCGUUUACAUGAGCUUCCUGCAUAACUCAUUUGUAUACAGUGAGACCAGAUUCUUAUUGCCCUGUGAUGGCCUUAACUAUUCUUAGGAUUCAUUGGCCCAAUGUGCAGCUGUUUUAUGAUGCUGCAAGGGGUUAUAUACCCUACCACUUUCUUACAGUAACAGGUCUGAAGAUUUGGCCCUGAGUUAAGUAGAAAAAUAAACAUCAAGAGAGAAAAGCGAAAUCAUUGUACAAUAUUAGUGAUACAUAAGGAAACAUCUUUAAGAGAAUAUUUUUAACCUGGUUGUGUCCCUUGAAUUUUUUCUACAUUAUUGUUUUAGUCUCCUGUCCUACGUGCAUAGACAUACACACGUGUAUGGCACCUAACUCACAACAAGAAACAGCCUAUCAUGAAGCAGAUAUCUCAUUUCCAUUAAAUAUUACUUCCGUCACAUCCUAGCUUUCACUGUCCCCUUAGAUCUACAUCGGCAUCUUUGGUUUAAUAUCCCACCAUUGCAAAUAUAUGUCCAUUUAUUUACCAUUGUUUUAAGAAAAUUCCCUUGGGGCUAGAUUAUUACAGCACUUAGUUGGACACACAGGGAAAUAAGAGGGAGUAAGGCCUACUCGGUCCUUGCCAGAUUGAUGACUGGCUAUGUUGGAGAGGGCAGGGGCUACUCUGCUGAUACUCUGUUGUGAGAAAGUGGCUGGGGGGGGGGGGGGGGAGAGAACCUUGGCUCCACUCUCUCUGCACACUAGCCAGAAUAGUUAACUUUGUGCAUAGUGGUGAGUAAGGUGUUUCACACAAUGGGUUAAAUAACUUGCUUCUCCCCAGAGGAGGAAUUGUGGUUCCCAGGGUCACAGUUCAUUCUCUGGUGUGUUCCUGGGGUAUUACAGCUGUGCUCUGUGACGUAGGGCAAGAUGUAAAGUCCCCACUCUGUCCCAUGGUGAUUAUUUUGUAGACUUACUUUAUACAUAUAGAUAGAGGCAGUACUAGUAGUUAAUCCGUGGAAACUUAGGCUUUUUCUACCUGGAGAAAUUUACCAGCAGAAUUCUUCCAAUAUGAUUUUGUUGCUGUAGUUAUACCAGUAUUGUUCUGCCAGUAAAUUUCCCUCUCUAGAUAAGCCUGUAUUUUUAACAAGUUCAUCAUUUAAAAAAAUAUUUUUCCCUUCAACAUGUUUUAUUGUUUUACAUCCUAACACACA
Molecule: messenger RNA, 5587 nt
Organism: Terrapene triunguis (Three-toed box turtle)
Lineage: Eukaryota; Metazoa; Chordata; Testudines; Emydidae
Gene: ZNF148
Product: zinc finger protein 148
Exons: 7
Coding region: 188-2566 (792 amino acids)
Biological process (GO): regulation of transcription by RNA polymerase II
Cellular component (GO): nucleus
Molecular function (GO): RNA polymerase II cis-regulatory region sequence-specific DNA binding; DNA-binding transcription factor activity, RNA polymerase II-specific
Source: RefSeq, a predicted model, not a curated record